Molecule: messenger RNA, 2907 nt
Organism: Lichtheimia ornata
Lineage: Eukaryota; Fungi; Mucoromycota; Mucoromycetes; Mucorales; Lichtheimiaceae
Exons: 1
Coding region: 1-2907 (968 amino acids)
Biological process (GO): proteolysis
Molecular function (GO): aspartic-type endopeptidase activity
Source: RefSeq, a predicted model, not a curated record
AUGCAUCAGCCCCUUCAACAGCAACCAAAAUAUGUACCACCAAUAAGCAUGACACCAUUCACGUUUCGUAUACCAGGCUGUGAGAAAAGUGGAGACAAGAGAUUGAGAAUAGAUCCAACAGAGGCGUCAAGGCUUGAGGAGAUCAGGCUGAAAAAGAAGGCAUCAUUGGUGAAAGCACGACAAAAGAAGGCGGAAUGGAGAGAGGCGGAUAGGCAAGCUGUUGCUGAAGGUCGUACCAAGCCAUCAGUGUUGGCGCAAGCAUCCAAAAAGUUUCCCAUGAUGAUCAAGGGUGAUGGCACUUUGGACGAAUAUGACAUUGUCAAGGCAUUGCGUGAAGUGACGGUCCCCAUUCCAUUGCACAAAUUGUUGUUCUAUGCUCCUGGUCUUCAUCAAACAUUCCUGGAAGCAGUGGGUGGAAAGGGUACAUAUGCAAAGAAGGAUGACCCAAGCGUUAGUGCCAUGAUACUAGAGGGAGCAAAUCAAGAGCAAUCAGGGUUGGAUGCAAACAGGGUCCACUUUACGCUUCGAACAGCAGACCAAGAUCCAUCAUACGACUUUAAAACUUUGGAUUUUAACGUGAAUGGUGCCCCUUUGGAAGCAAUUUUGGAUGGUGGAUCGACUGUGAGCAUCAUGCCGUUUUGGAUCUCUGAAUAUCUUGGCAUGGAUAAGACUAUCAAGGCUACAACAAAGGGUUUCUCAUUCGGUGGCAUGUUCACUCAAAAGGUUCAUGGAAUAUUGGAAGAUGUGCCAAUGCACAUUCAUGACGAUUUAAUGAUACAGCAGCACUUUUUGGUGGCCGAAGGUCCAGAGACACCGUUUUUGCUUGCAUUAGAUUUUAUACGAGCAUCUGGAGCCAUGAUGGACCCCGCUAAUGAUUUCAUGCAUUUUGAGCUACCAAAUGGGAAAAGUGUAUCGGUGACAACGGGUCGUAGCAAAAGCAUUAGCAAGGAUGCAUUUUUGGAAGGGCGCGAUGGAGUCAUGAAUGUGCCCAUGUUGGCCAUGGAGGAGCCUGAACAAGCCUUGGUGACAUUGACCGACUCAUUGACUGUGGAUGCUUAUGAAAUCUCGGUGAUUAAGAUUAAUACGCAAGUGGGACAGGAUAUGAUAACCAAGAAUGACAUGGUGUCAAUCCUUGAGCCAGUGGCAUCAGCAUUUCGGCGUGGUCUUAUCAUUAUUCCUACCAUCGUGCAUCAUAGCUUGCCACAGUAUACGUCGGUUGCAAAUCUUACAUCAGAGCAAAUCACUGUCAAGGAAGGAGAUGCCGUAGCCAUUUGCAAGAAUAGGAUGAAAAAUCUUCAGGACUUGGAUGCUAUGGACGUCCCAUUUGUGGAUCUCGAUGAAGCAUUGGAGUAUUUGGCACACCUAGUUUGGUAUCCUGAUACAGCUGCAUUGCCAACAUGCAAGUCGGGGCCUGUUUUUAAGCCUAUGGCCGAGAUGUUUGAGACAAGUGAAUUGGUCAUGCACACCGUGGGAGUGGGCUCAGCUAAAUCAGUGCCAAGUGAGGAGCCAAAGAAUAAGGGAUAUGACAUCAACCCGGAGCUGACCCCAAAGCAAACCCAUCAGCUAUUGGAAGUGCUAAGCAAGCAUGAGCGUAUUUUUGUUACAUCUUUGGAGCAAGUAAUUAAAGUCCGUGUUGAACCUUAUAUCAUUCGUCUGAAGGAGGGAGCCAUACCUCAAAGUACUGCUCCUUACGCCAUUCCUCAUGAAGCGAACCUUUGGUUAAAAGAGUACCUGCAAAAGCUUGAGCAACUUGGGAUGAUUGAGCCUAGUGAAUCUCCAUGGGCAGCUGGCACUGUGUUGGUACCAAGUGAUGUGGAUAAGCGUGUGAAACGCAAAAGACGCAAGGCAAUUGCCAAGGAUGAUUUCAUGGUGAAGACGAGAAACCGCGAUGGUUAUGGAAGAGUCUUUUCGAUAAAGCAGCUUGAUGCGGAUGAUGAGGACACCGAAGAAGCACGUGAUGAUGAACACAAGACUGAUCUAUAUGCCACGGGUCAUAUGUAUGGAGGAGCUCCAGUGAAAAGAGCCAUGUUGGAAAAUGGGCGCCAUGUGGAAUAUACAACAGAAGUCAAAGCUCCAAAUUCGGGAAAGGAUCCAUAUCGGCUUUGUGUUGAUUAUCGACCACUUAAUGCUCGUACGGUGUCAGAUUCCUACGCGCUACCCAAUAUCAACUUCCUGUUUACGCACUUUUCGAAUGCUCAAUACUUCUCGAUAUUCGACGCCAUGAAGGGGUAUUGGCAACUUGAACUGCAUCCUGAUUCUCGAGAAUUAACAGCAUUCAGUACGACACAUGGCUUAUAUCAGUGGACAGUGUUACCAAUGGGAGCAAAGAACGCACCUGCAGCAUGGCAAAAGGCGAUGGACAAGGCCUUCAAACAAGUGUUGUACAAGUACUUUGUCAUGUACAUCGAUGAUGGCUUCAUUUACGCUCCCAUUUUUGAGGAUCACGUGCAACAUCUGGACCCAGUGUUGACCUUGGCUGAAGAGUUUGGUUUGAGCAUUUCCAAAAAGAAGUGCAAAUUUGGGUAUCAACGCUUGAAGGCAUUGGGCUAUAUAGUGGGCACAGACGGAUUCGAAAUGGAUGACAGCAAGGUUGAGCGGAUCAAGAAGUGGCCAACACCCAUCAAUGUCUCUGAAGUGCGUACAUUCUUUGGGUUGAUUCAAUACAAUCGGCGUUUUGUGAAGGACUUUGCUGUCGAGACCAAGCCUUUGUGUGAUCUUUUGGGCAAGAAUGUCAAGUUCUUUUGGGGGCCAUCACAAGAGGCAUGCUUCAAUGGUUGUAAACAUCUCUUGUCCUCAAAGCCUAUUCUUGCACACCCUGGUUUCUCAAGGACCUUCAUUCUAUACACUGACGCCUCAUCCAUUGCCAUAUCAGCAGUAUUGACUCAACCAGCGAUUCAUGACGAGUAA